Molecule: messenger RNA, 1784 nt
Organism: Sycon ciliatum
Lineage: Eukaryota; Metazoa; Porifera; Calcarea; Leucosolenida; Sycettidae
Product: oxidized purine nucleoside triphosphate hydrolase-like
Exons: 3
Coding region: 346-828 (160 amino acids)
Biological process (GO): DNA protection
Molecular function (GO): 8-oxo-7,8-dihydroguanosine triphosphate pyrophosphatase activity
Source: RefSeq, a predicted model, not a curated record
GAUGUUUGGGUUCUUUAUAAUAAACUACAACUGUAUGCUUAGUUGACGAUCUGCACCGCGCAAACGGAGCUUCUCUGCGUGCGUUUCUGUUGUAUGGCGCACACCUGGUGACCGAUUGCAUCUUGGUGUGCAAUCCACUCAGCGAAUUAUUUGUCGGCUGACAUAUACAUGUAAAUUUUUCGAAAUAUAAACGCAGUAUAAAAAUAUCAAGUCCACAACCAUCACAGUGAACAGUCGUGAACAUUAUCAUUCAAGAAAAAAGGUUCUCCUGUAACGCCAACGCUCCCUCAUCUCUACAUUUCCACUCUGUAUUUGCAGCGCCCAUUGCCUUUCCUCAGUCUAAGGAUGGGAAACAACAAAAUCUACACGCUUGUGUUCGUUGUGGAGGAUGGCAAAGUGCUUCUGGGUAUGAAGAAGCGUGGAUUCGGUGUGGGUCGCUGGAAUGGAUUCGGUGGCAAAGUGGAGCCACAGGAGACCAUCAUGGAAGGCGCAAAGAGGGAGCUCGAGGAGGAAUCCCUUGUCAAGGCCGAGCAGAUCGAGGCUGUUGGCGUGAUCCUGUUCGAGUUUGUCGGCGAGCCAGUUAUCAUGGAAGUGCACGUGUUCCGCGUCGACUCCUACACGAGUCAGCCAGAAGAAACAGAAGAGAUGCGACCUCAGUGGUUUCCGCUGGCUGAAGUCCCCUACGACGGCAUGUGGCCGGAUGACAUCUUCUGGCUGCCCAGCGUUCUGGCGGAGCGUAAACACAUCAACGGCUAUUUCCUGUUUGAAGGCAUGAACACGAUACUGAAGCAGGACUUCACGCUGACAUCGCCAUCGGCUUCAGCCUGAUACACUGUGCUAUGUAGUAUGUGGUAUGAUGGUCUUGCUCUGUGUGAUCUGCUGCCACCCGUUACUCAUUAGCCAGACAUGGCAGCCACCGGUCCGCGGCAUGGUCUCCAUGAUGUAACGAGUCGUGAUCUAGCUGAUGAUAUUACCGCGGGAUGUCAUACCACGGCGAUGACUCAUGAUCAAUCUGUAGUGAUGUCAUGGGUUUGAUAUCACGACGUGGACUGGACACGGUGCAGUAUCAUGAAGUGAUGGCGAUGCCACUGAUGGUGAUGCGUGCUUCGCAUUCACCAACCUCACACGAUAGGUUAUCCGGACAGCCUGUGUGUGUGUGUGUGUGUGUGUGUGUGUGUGUGUGUGUGCAGCGAGCUGGAACUGCAGUUUGGUUCAGACCCAUUGUGCAGUCAGUGUGCACACAGAAUUUUCAGCUGCUGCCCAGAGCCUCGCUUGGCGUGUAUUGUGUGUGUGUGCUUUAUGAUUCUGAUGGUAAAGCUCCAAUAGGAGGAACUCAGAAAGCAGUCCUUUCAGAUAUUCCUGUGUAAGGGUAUUUCCUGUCAUUCAGUUUACUGCUGUGCUUGUCAUCAACUGCAGCCUAGAGUCUAUCUUGUAACCUGAUUGAGAUCCCACUCCCAUCACCUCUCUAUUCCAGCAUAUUCAUGCAGUUAUGCAAGGCAGCAUUCGAAUGAAAUUCACUAAUAGGUUUUUCUUUUUCUUUUUUGAGGAGUUCCCUUGAGUCAACGGUCCUUGGUGAAUCUUGAGAGCAAUGUGGCUGCCCUGCUGGACCAGUACUGCAUUAGUUUACUGGUUUUUCCUUGGCAAUCCAUCAGUGAGAUCGGAGUGAGCUGCUAUGAUAGUGAAGUGCGGUGAUGAAAUGACUGUUUUCGCCGCUCUUGAUCCUUGCUUGAGCUCGGAUUUUGUUAGUUGCAUGCCACAUUGUUGAUUACUGUCAUUUUAAACUC